Molecule: messenger RNA, 1962 nt
Organism: Cladophialophora psammophila CBS 110553
Lineage: Eukaryota; Fungi; Ascomycota; Eurotiomycetes; Chaetothyriales; Herpotrichiellaceae
Exons: 1
Coding region: 1-1962 (653 amino acids)
Source: RefSeq, a predicted model, not a curated record
AUGGGCGCCGCUGCAGAUGGAACACGAACACACAGGUACUGUAGAUCGUCGCAGCCUCUCUCGGAAGGCUUGCUUAGCUCACGAAAUUCAAAGUAUCGAUACGCGCGGCUAUCCGGCCCGCGAACAAUCCGCCUUGUUCGAGUCCACCCCAAGAUUCCAUCAGAGCCGUUCGCAUGCAGUUUCAAGUACGUCUCGCUAGACGAGAAGCCUUCCUACAAAGCAAUCUCGUACGCGUGGGGUGAAGAUGUGCCAUGCCAAAGAGUCACCCUCGACGGUAGAGGCCAGAUGGUGAUUAAUGAUGCCCUCGCUAGCGUGCUGGCCCGGCUCGCGGACUCCGGGCAGUAUGGGUGGUUCUGGAUAGACAAAUUGUGUAUCAACCAGGCGGACCAUCGAGAGAAAUCUGCGCAGGUCCAGAUGAUGAUGGACAUCUUUGCCAGCGCGGAGCAAGUGUGGGCCUGGCUCGGUCCAGCAGGAGAUGACAGCGAGCUAGCGAUAGCGUUCGUGCCGAUUCUCGCGAGAGCGUUCAAACGAUUGGAAGAGGAAGAUCUCCCCGUGAACAUGGAGCAUCUCAAAGCUAUCCCGGCGUGUGCCAGGGAUUCGGCUUUCUGGCCUGCCUUGCGGAAGCUUUUGAAAAGGCGAUGGUUCACCCGGGCCUGGAUUGUCCAGGAAGUCGCUGUCGCAAAGAAGAUCACUCUAUACUGCGGCGAGGACGACCUUAGCCUUGACAGUCUUACGUAUGUCCUCGAGGUUGAUUUUGUAACCGGCCUGCACCAGUUGACCUGGAACAAGUCAUCCAACUUCUCAGACAAGCCGGAUGAGUUGGACAUCCUUUUGUUAAGCCAGAUGCAGAGUCGCUGUGCAAUGAGAGAGUUGCCGCGCCUGUCGACAAACAUGAUUUUCUGUCGAGCUUUCGGUGCGUCAAAUGAACGGGACCAUAUUUAUGCCUUUUUGGGCAUCUCGGAUGGUCGACGGGAUCUAGCUCUCAAGCCUGACUAUCAGAAGAGCGUCGAAGCCGUUUACAUCGACGUGGCUCGUUAUUUGCUUCUUCAACAGAGUCUAAAUAUUGGCCGGCGAUACCGAGAUUGGGAAACCCGCACUUUCCAGCUUCAGGUGACCCAUUGUCCUUUGAUACAUGCUGCUGGUAUUGGCUGGCCUCGAAAACUCUCAACCUUACCAUCCUGGGUGCCGGACUGGACCUCGAACAAGCGAGCGUUCCUGGGCGCUCUGGAGGAGAUUGGUGAAUAUGAGGCGUGCUUGAAGUUCAACUUUGAUGUAUCGGUGGGGACUGACCCCACGUCCAUUGUCCUCAAGGGCCGCAACAUCGACGCCGUCGAGCGGAUAUAUUCUCUCCAUCAGACAUCCUACCACUCCGUGCUCAGCUCCGAAGUCGUUCGCAUUCCCAAGUCCCCUCUUGAAUGGGUCCCGGGCGGCAUAGCUGCCCUCCAGAUGCGCGACCCGUAUUUCUGCAAUGGCUUCGAGGAAAACCGCGCCAGCGUGGUGUCCAACGUCCUCACCGGCAAUCUGCUCUGCCAUCGAGCCAUACUAGACUGGGCGACGGGUAAAGCCGAAGUUGACAUCGCCAAUGACUUUGAGUCAUAUCGGAAGGCCGCAGCUCAUGCAGCAGGCAUUGGCGACACGGGCAGCUGGACGGAGAUCCACUAUAAGCGCGCACACUUUGUGCGUAUCGUCAUGGCUAUGAUUGAAGACCGUGUCCUCUUCUCAACGCAGACGGGCCUGCUGGGUAUCGGGCCGCCACUGAUGCAGCCCGGUGACCGCGUGUUUUUGAUCCAUGGGGCUUGCACGCCCUUCGUUCUCCGACCGCACAGUCCGAAACAAUCGUGGACGUCGCGAUUUCGUAAGCCCGCGCCCUGGUGGAACCUUGUUGGAGACUGCUAUGUGCAUGACUUGAUGAGGGGAGAGGGUGUCGGUUUGGCGAAUGCUCAGAAUAUUAUUGUAUUAUGA